AUGCUGUCUCGACUUUGUGAGCAGCAAGCAGCAAUUGGAGCUGUUCUUCAUUCUCAGAGAGAAUUACUUCAUUUGGAGCAUACUCCCGUAGAAUGGCGCUUAAUAGAAGAUUUUCUAGACCUUUUGAAACCAUUUAAAGAUGCAACUACUUAUCUCAGCUCACAGAGCUAUCCUACUUCAUCUGUUUUGGGUCCAUUGUUAGUAAAAAUGAAGGAUAAAAUAAAGGUUAGCUCUUCUGACUCACAAAGCCUUAAAUCUGUUAAACAAGCAAUUGGAAGAUAUUUAGAUGAAAGAUACCAAGAUCCUGCAGUUCGAUUAGUUCUUAACAAAGCAUCUUUCUUAGAUCCUCGAAUGAAGACCCUACCUCACUUAUCUCCUGGCGAACAAGAAGAAGUGCUAGAUUCUUUAGUAAAUGAAAUUGUUACUUUAGGAACCUCUAAUUCUCACCCACCUGAUGCAGAUUCUACUAGUGAACAAGAUACACAGCCACCAAGUGCUAAGAAGUCGGCCUUAGAGAAUAUUCUUGGUGAAGAAUUUUUUACUACUACCUGUGACGAGGAAUUAUCAUCGGCUACUACAGUUUCCUUAAAUGAACUUAUUUUAAGUGAACUUAGUCGUUUCAAAGCUGAACCUUUAUUGAAGCUUCAAGGUGAUGUCUUGCUGUGGUGGAGGCAACAUGCUAUGUCAUAUCCCAAUUUAUCAAAGAUGGCAAGAAAGUACCUGGGAAUAGUAGCGACAUCCGUUCCGUCUGAAAGGCUUUUUAGUGCUACGGGAAACAUAGUAAACGCAAAAAGAUCUUCACUGGACCCAUUUAAUGUAGAGAAACUAGUUUUUUUACAUGACAAUGCACCUAAAAUUACUUCCUUACAUUACAAAAGAAUAAAUUAA
Amphimedon queenslandica is the source of this 888-nucleotide messenger RNA. Its product is annotated as zinc finger BED domain-containing protein 1-like. Gene Ontology annotation, cellular component: nucleus. Gene Ontology annotation, molecular function: protein dimerization activity. Gene Ontology annotation, biological process: regulation of transcription by RNA polymerase II. NCBI's taxonomy places the organism in Eukaryota, Metazoa, Porifera, Demospongiae, Haplosclerida, Niphatidae. Bases 1 to 888 code for a protein of 295 amino acids. The transcript has a single exon. The record is from RefSeq and is a predicted model, not a curated record.